AUGGCUCCUCAACCUCCAGGUCUCAAAAAGCCUUCCGCGCGCACCCUCCGCCACCAGCGAGUAACAGGCCAAAUCCACCCCCAAGCGCCCCAAAAAGUCUUCCGCGACGACGCCGCAGUAACCGACUCCUUCCUUUCCAGCAAGCGCGACAAGCGACUCAUCAAGCACUCCUCCUUCGUAUCCCGCAUCCAAUCAGCACGUAUCUCAAAAUCCACAAAGCGACGACGACCAUCGAAGAAACUAGCAGCGAAUUUGGAGAGUUUAGCUGAUGCGCUCCCGGAGCUGGAAGAGGGUGCGGAGGUUGAGCAGGGAAAGGUUAGGCAUAAGAGCUUGAAGAGCAAAAGGGGUGCGUUGAAGAGAAAGGAGAGGGUUAUUAAGGGCGAGAUGGAGAGGUUUGGGGUUAGUAUGGCGAGGUUGACGCAGCAGGAUGGUGCAGCUGCGCAGAAGGCUGAGACGGAGGAGAAGACUGCGCCGGCACCGACUGCGAAUCGGUGGGCGGCGCUGAGGGGGUAUAUCUCUUCGACGAUGGAGCAGAAUCCUGCUUUUGCUGAGAAGAACUAG
Fusarium mangiferae is the source of this 561-nucleotide messenger RNA. RefSeq lists its product as uncharacterized. Gene Ontology annotation, cellular component: preribosome, small subunit precursor; nucleolus; 90S preribosome. Bases 1 to 561 code for a protein of 186 amino acids. The transcript is spliced from 2 exons. Lineage: Eukaryota; Fungi; Ascomycota; Sordariomycetes; Hypocreales; Nectriaceae. The record is from RefSeq and is a predicted model, not a curated record. Gene Ontology annotation, biological process: maturation of SSU-rRNA from tricistronic rRNA transcript (SSU-rRNA, 5.8S rRNA, LSU-rRNA).